AUGGAUGUCACAAUUGUCGACGAGUUGUUCACCAAUCUUGGGGAUCCAGGGAAAUUUCAAAUGGUUUCAUAUUUUUUCUUGGUAACAAACAUGAUAUUUGCUUUGGCGACUCAUUUGAAUGUCGUAUUUUAUGCGGCCAAGACCCCACACCAUUGCAAACUAGAUAUGAACCAGACCUUGCAGGAUUUUGUUCCUUUAGUGAGACACAAUUUAAAAUAUGAAGAACAAAUAGAUGGAUGUCAUGUUUAUACAGCAUUGAACAGUUCUGAGACGGAGCCAUGUCGCAAUGGAUGGACAUACGGUUUAAAACAUGGAGAAAAAACUAUUAUCUCGGAGGUAAUUGCAGAGAUGUGAACCCUAAGUAACAAAAAUGCGGGUGAUAUAUAAUUUUUGACAUGACGUCAUUUUUUGUUGUUGAGAAAAUUGAUUGGUGAUUUAUAAAAGCCUUGCUAAGCCCCAUAUUUCUAACUUCCAUAGAUAUUUAUAUUCUUGUUUAUGACAAAACAGAUGUAUACAAACGUCUUAAGAGUUAAGUCUAGUUGAAGUAGUCAAGUAGAUGUGCGCAUGCAUACACUCUACCAACCAAAAACAGAACAACGAAUCAAGAAUCAGAAGACAGAAUCACAGAAUGCGGGUGAAUUGCUAUAAAAUUUGCUAAUGCGGGUGAUUUUAUGUGCCAAUUUUUCCGCGUGUGAUGAUUCCAAAAUGCGGGUGUCACCGACUCAAUGCAGGUGAGUUCACAUAUCUGUAAUUGCAUAAAUUUGAAUAUUAAUAUUCAUUUUUUCACUUAAUUGGUUAAAGUCAAAUCUGAACUUUUAUUUUUUUCUCUACCAAUUUUCGGGUGAUGGCCAUGUUGACAAAAAACCCUUCCUGUUUGCAUCAUCCCAUCAGAAUCAAACCAGAGAAAUGGGUCUUUCCAGAAAUGUCCACACUCCCCCCACAAAGGAAAUUUUUGCUGUCCAGAGGGGGAAGGGAGAAAAAUUUGUUUCUGAUAAUAGUAAGGGGUACUUAUUCACAGGGGAGGAGGGGGGUUAACUUCCAAUUUCCACCAUGGGGGUGGUAUGGAUGUUUUCUGGAAUGACCCAAUACCUAUUUGACUAUUUCUGCAAAAGAAAACCCUCCUGAACACACAGACCAGAAACAUGAUAUUUUUUCUUAUAAUCUUGAACAGUCUGUGCCAGUGUUGUUAUUGUGUCAAUAAUAAGAAAGCUUUGGAUUGGUAUAGUGAUGCAAGUACCUGAAAAUACAAGGAAAACUUUGAUGUUUUGAGCGAAGGCCGUUUGGUUACUAACUUUCUGACAAAGGGCCUUCACUUGAAACGUCACAGUUCUUGUAUUUUGCAUCCCUAUCCAUCCGACAUUUUUUUUUGCUGUAUUUCUUCUAGUUUAAUCUUGUGUGUGAUGAUGCGUAUAAAAGUGAACUGGCAACAACAAUAUACUUUGGUGGUGUCCUGGUUGGUUCAUUAACGUACGGAUUUCUUGCAGAUAAAUAUGGUCGAAAGCCUACCCUCGCAUUUGCUCAGUUAUCAGCAGGAGUUCUUGGCUUUGCAAUAUUUAUAUUUAGAAAUUAUUAUGCAUUUGUCAUCUUACGAUUUUUUCUUGGUAUUCAAGUCCAGGUAUAUGAGAUGAUGAUGGUUGCAGUUUGGUUGUGUGUGUGUUUGUUUUCUGGAAAGUAUGUCCAAGGCAGGAAAAAAGAAUUUUCUUCCUGGGAGCACAAACUGGAGACAAAAAUGUCCUGUAGACCAACGAAGUAUUUUUGUGCUAAAUCUGCAUGUGCAUAAACAUAUAGUGUUCUAGCUGACCAUGGUUUUAAAUUCAAGGAAUAAUGUCUGUCAACCAUAUGUUCAGUGGCAGAAAUCUUGGUCGGGGGGGGCGGCCGCUCCCCCCCCCCACCUUCACAGAAAAUUGAUGAAUUUUCGGAAAUUUUGGCCUAAAAGACGGCUAAAAACAGUCUUUUUGAGUGCAAAUGGGGGGUAUGUCGGAAAUUUGAAAGUUUUGUCAGAAAUCUAGAAGGCUUCCCCCCCGCCCCCCCACCGGAAAAAGUGAAUUUCCGCCACUGCAUAUGUUGUUGCGCCCAUAGUGGGACAUGGGUGUUAAUUAAGGUUUCCUUCAAAUUUUCAAUAGGAAAUCUUCAUUCAAACUAAUUUCCUGCAGCUGUUUAACAUUUCCUACAAGCAGCUAGUGCUCACCUAUUUUUUCCAGCCCUGAGUAAUGCCAGCUUGGCUAUGCAUGCAGCCUUGCUUCACAGUUGAGAUAUUAGGUUUUACUAGCUGUCACCUGUUUGGCAGCUUAGUAUCUUUAAGAACUAGCUGUCAUCUACAUGACUUAAUACAAGGCUCUAAUAGCCAAUUAGUGAUGUACUUUCCAGAAGGGUGUAUUAAUUUUUUUUAUUUUAAAUGCAAGAGGUGUAAUUUUAAUUCCAUUCUCCUGAUUCAUCUAGGCUUUUAUUUUAUUAUCUUUUGUGUUGGCUAUGGAGCUAUUCCAGACAAAGCAUCGUGCAAGAGCUGGCGUCUUUUUUGGCAUAGUGGCGGUAUCUGGGGGUGUAGUGUUAGGAAUACUGGCAUAUUUCAUACGAGACUGGAAAUAUAUUCAACUAACUCUCUCUUUCUUUCCGUUCAUUCAACUACUGUUUUUAUGGUAAGUCAAUCACUUGGUUCACUUGAAAGGAUGGUGAAGGCUAUGUGCUGGCGUGGUCCAUGUGGGCGUCGCCUUUGCCGACAAAGUUAAUAUCUAUUAAGAAUUUUUUAUUUUACACAGUGUAUCAAUAUUGUAACUGUUUUGAACAACUAAAGGACAAACAAAAUCAAACAAUUAGGCCUUUGGUUAUAAAAUGAUAUUCAAUUUGCACUAUAUUUACACUAAAGCCAUGGCAAUUCACUUUGAUAUUUCAAACCAGAUUCUGGAGUCUGGGCAGGUAUUUUAUGUUGAAAUUGUGCUGACAGAUAUAACAUUUGGGGGUUAGACACCGCCCUGGACCCCUCUUUGCUACACCCCUGUCUGUCAUUAAUGUCUCUUCAUCAUUUUUCAGUUUUGUUCCAGAGUCCCCACGCUGGCUGAUUGUGCAUAAACAAUUUGAUAAAGUGGAGAAGAUUGUUCACCGUAUAGUUUCUUUCAACAACUUGCCAUAUCCAGAGCAAGUCAUGCAAGGAAUUAAAAACAACAGCAGCCAGUAUCAAACAACACCAGGUCAAAAGGCAACUGUUUUAGAUCUCUUUAAAUCUCCGUCCUUACGACGGACAACUUUCAUCUUAAUUAUCAUAUGGUAAGUAGCAGGACCUUCUUAACAUGGUAGGCUGUAGUUGACAGGGCCAAGGUCCCAGGCUGGACCCCCACCCAAUAAUUUUUAUGAGAAUGGCUUGUGCAGGAGCGCCAGUAAUAUCCAAUCAACUCUUAUCAACUCUCAAACAAGUCUUGUUCUUGUUUGACCGGGACAUGAGAGUUGAGAAAACUCUGAAGCAAACUCUCGCUUCUCAACUCUCAUCAACUCUCAUGCAACUCUUGUUCUCGUUUGACCGGGACAUGAGAGUUGAGAAAACUCUGAUGCAAACUCUCGCUUCUCAACUCUCAUCAACUCUUAUGCAACUCUUGUUCUCGUUUGACUGGGGCAUGAGAGUUGAGAAAACUCUCAUGCAAACUCUCGCUUCUCAACUCUCAUGCAAACUCUCGCUUCUCAACUCUCAUCAACUCUCAUGCAACUCUUCUCGUUUGACCGGGACAUGAAAGUUGAGAAAACUCUCAUACAAACUCUCGCUUCUCAACUCUCAUCAACUCUCAUGCAAUUCUUGUUCUCGUUUGACCGGGACAUGAGAGUUGAGAAAACUCUCAUCAACUCUCAUCAACUCUCAUGCAACUCUUGUUCUCGUUUGACCGGGACAUGAGAGUUGAGAAAACUCUGAUGCAAACUUUCGCUUCUCAACUCUCAUCAACUCUCUGCAACCCUUGUUCUCGUUUGACUGGGGCAUGAGAGUUGAGAAAACUCUCAUGCAAACUCUCGCUUCUCAACUCUCAUGCAAACUCUCACUUCUCAACUCUCAUCAACUCUCAUGCAACUCUUGUUCUCGUUUGACCGGGACAUGAAAGUUGAGAAAACUCUGAAGCAAACUCUCGCUUCUCAACACUCAUCAACUCUCAUGCAACUCUUGUUCUCGUUUGACCGGGACAUGAAAGUUGAGAAAACUCUGAUGCAAACUCUCGCUUCUCAACUCUCAUCAACUCUCAUGCAACUCUUGUUCUCGUUUGACCGGGACAUGAGAGUUGAGAAAACUCUCAUGCAAACUCUCAUCAACUCUCAUGCAACUCGUAUUCUCGUUUGACCAGGGUGAUACUUGCAAAUUAUUAUAUAAUCUUUUCUGUAGGUUCACCGUCUCUGCUGCGUUUUAUGGCUUGGCGUUCAAUAUUUCGUUUUUGUUUGGUGAUAAAUACGUAAAUUUUGCGAUAAGCGAGGCAGUAGAUAUGUGUGCUGUCGUGUUAAUGUUCUGGGCUGUCCCAAGGUAUGUCCAUGCAGAUAACCUACAGUAUAUAUUAUAUUAUAUAAUACCUGGCAUAUUUCAUGUUUAAUAAUUGUUAAGUAUAUCAUUUCAAGUCCAUGAGGCAUGACUUAUUUCCACUUUGUAUGGAAUUAUAAGUGAUGAGGAAUUUUUAAAUUGAACGUUUGUCUCCUCGUCUGCUGUAGCUUUAAAUGUAGUUCUCAAAUUCUGAGUUUCAAAAUGGAUUUUUUAUGUCGUGAGUUUGUUUCUUAUUUCAUGAAUUCUAACUAAAGCUCUUUGUGUUAAGGUUUGGUCGUCGAAGGCCUUUGACUCUCGCGUUCUUUAUUUGUGGAAUGGCGAAUGUUAUUGCAGUCGUUACAAUCACUAUUGAAUCAGGUAUUACAUUUCACGGUUGUUCCAACUGUUUGAUCUCCUGGCCCAGGGGCAUCGGCGGGACAGUAAGAGUAAGGGGCCAUUGCAUAGACCAUUGGCAUUCUAUUAUUUUUUGCCGUAAAUACACCACCGUAAUGCUUGAUUUAAGUCAGGACGGCAAUAUUUUUUCGUUAUUUAGAUGCAACGUGGGUAAAAGUUCUGGGAACAGCGACUGCACUUCUUGGAAAAUCUUGUGCAGUAUCUGUAUUGAAUGCGUUAACUACUUUCACUGCCGAACUUUAUCCUACUGUUAUACGGUAAAUGAACUGCGUUUGAAUGAGGUUGAAAUGUACUCUAAAAUUCUGUAAUACAUUUUACUUUGUUAUUAUCUUUUGUAUAUUUUACUUUUAGGAAUAUAAGUCUUGGUGUAAAUACUGCGUGGACAAGAAUUGGAGGGAUGCUUUCACCCCAGAUAUUUUUGCUUGUAAGUUUCCUUGCGUUUUGUGUUUCAUGGUCUGGAAAUGGAAAUUAUGGAAUAUGGGUGAAACAAUACGAUGCUGACUGGCGUGUACACACGUAAAAAUCUCAACUUGUCACAACAAGAUACAAGCUUGUCAACCAGUUAUAACAAUUCUGUUAUUUCAUCAAGUCGCUAGCUACAAGGUUGUCACUCACAACUUGUUGACAAAUUGUUACAAUGCAGGACUAUAACAAGUUGUUGGAACAACGUGUGACAAGUCUGUUAAGCUCAAAACCUUGUGGCAAGUUGUUAACAAGCCGUUGGCAACUUGUCAACAAGCUGGGAACAAGCAGUGCGAACACAUCUUGUUGACAAGUUGUUGGGACAGCAUUGCUACAAGUCUGCUGCAGGUUUGUUACAACUUGUGCGUUUUUACGUGUGUAAAUAAAUUUGUAGUGUGAAUUUUAAACAUUGACCUAAAGUUUGCAACUUCCUUCUAUAGGGUGCAUACACAGCUACGUAUGUCCCAUAUUGCAUUCUGGGCGUGAUAUCUCUCACGAGCGCUUUCUUAAUAUUACUGCUGCCUGAAACACAUAAUAAAUCAUUGAUGGACACCAUUGACCAUGUCAGAAAGGAGGUUGUGGAAAUGAGGGACGACGAUGGUGAAAGUUCGCAAAUGGUGGAGGAAAAGGAAGCGUUAUUUCAUGAGGAAUCUUCAGUAUAG
This is a messenger RNA of Paramuricea clavata, 6021 nucleotides long. The record is from the annotation of a GenBank genome assembly. NCBI's taxonomy places the organism in Eukaryota, Metazoa, Cnidaria, Anthozoa, Malacalcyonacea, Plexauridae.